Cryptotermes secundus is the source of this 2077-nucleotide messenger RNA. Its product is annotated as cytochrome P450 9e2. Lineage: Eukaryota; Metazoa; Arthropoda; Insecta; Blattodea; Kalotermitidae. Gene Ontology annotation, molecular function: iron ion binding; monooxygenase activity; oxidoreductase activity, acting on paired donors, with incorporation or reduction of molecular oxygen. The transcript is spliced from 7 exons. Bases 16 to 1788 code for a protein of 590 amino acids. The record is from RefSeq and is a predicted model, not a curated record.
CUUUAGUUCUGAAUAAUGCCGCUGCCAGGAUGUGUCGCACGGUUCGAACAACAAGGCCAACAAGAAUUAUCGUUAACACACGCAAGUACACAGAUAUUGCGUCACACAAUGGGCGGCUCAGAGGAUGUGAAGUGGCUCGGAUCAGAAGUGACUGUAGCCCUAAUAUUUGGACUAAUUGCGUGUCUGUACACUGCCUAUCGUUACAUAACUGGGAAUAAUGAUUAUUUCACCAAACGUAACGUGCCAUAUAUCAAACCGACCUUCUUUUUCGGCAGUGUCAAGUCUCUUGUUUUGAGGAGAACGUCGCUGUGUGACCAUGUGAUUGCGGUGUAUAACCAGCUAGACGGACAUAAGAUUGCGGGUAUGUUUGAUUUCUUGCGACCGUCGUAUGUGGUGCGGGACCCCGAACUGAUCAAGUACAUCACAGUCAAGGAUUUUGAUCAUUUUGUUGAUGUGCCCAUCAUUAUACCAGAAGAUGCUGAACCCAUACUCACAAAAGGCCUGCAAAGCCUUAAAGGUCAAAAGUGGAAGGACAUGAGAAGUACACUAAGUCCAGCUUUCACAUCCAGCAAGAUGAAGAUUUUGUUCACUGUGGUGUCAGAAACUGGCCAGCAGUUGACAACACACUUGGAGAACUGUUACAGACAACAACAAGCUACAGCUAAACAUGAAUCAAUGAGUGAACCUUCAGAUGUACUUUCACUGGAGUUGAAGGAGCUGUUCACAAAGUACACAAAUGAUGUGAUUGCUACUGCAGCUUUUGGGAUCCAAUGCAACACUUUGGAGAACCCAGACAAUGAAUUCUACAAAAUGGGAAAGGAAUUUAAUAACAUCUCUCUUCUGAGAAUUAUUAUUUUUAUUGCAUACUCAUACAUACCAAAAGUUAUGAAGAUGCUAGGUGCGCGUUUGGUACCAAAGAAAACGGCUGAUUUCUUCCGAACACUAGUGAGAGAGACCAUAAAGUUUCGAGAACAAGAAGGAAUAAUCCGACCUGACAUGAUCCAUCUCCUGAUGCAGGUGCGACAGGAUAAUCUGUGGGAAGAUGGGAGCUCAAGUGAUGUGAACCUAGAAUCACAGAAUACUAGCACACAGGAUAUCACCAGAAGCACCAAAAUUAGUCUAGACACUGAUGACAUUGCAGCCCAGGCACUGGUUUUCUUCUCAGCUGGCUUUGAAGCUGUAGCCACUCUGCUCAGCUUCUCCACACUCCUGCUUGCUGUGCACCAGGACAUUCAGAAUCAGGCUAGGGAAGAGGUGGACAAGGUGCUAGCUGAGCAUGGAGGUCAAGUCACAUAUGAGGCAGUUCAGAGCAUCAAAUAUCUGGACAAUAUACUCUCAGAGACACUACGAAUAUAUCCUCCUGCACCAUUAAUUAGCCGGAAGUGCGUGAAAGAAUAUCAGGUACCUGGAAGUGAUCUCAAGAUAGAGAAAGAUUCCUCAGUGAUGGUGCCUAUAGUGGGGCUGCAUUAUGACUCAAACUACUUCCCCAAUCCUGAAACAUUUAAUCCAGAUCGAUUCAGCGAAGAUAACAAGCACAGUAUACAACCAUUUACCUACAUGCCAUUUGGAUCAGGUCCCAGGCACUGUAUAGCAAAUCGCUUUGCCCUGAUGGAGACCAAAACAGCACUGGUACACUUGCUAAGCCAUUUUGAGCUUCACACCACUUCAAAGACACAGUUACCACUACGACUUGUAAAAGGCUUAAAAAUGGCUCCUGAGGGUGAUUUCUGGUGUGGUUUCAAACUUCGAAAACCAAUCUCCAAUGUUACAUCUAGUGAGCAUGACUAAUCUACUGGAAGAAAUGUUCAUGUAUUCCUGUUUAUUAUCACUGCUACUUUGCGCUUUUGAGCAGUGACACUGGAUUAUAUUGGAUGCCACAUCCUUUUUAAUUGUAGGGCAUUAUCUAUUCAUAAGAACUUUCUGAAUGUUAAAUGAUGGACUUGUCAGAUCACUUUUGGCACAGUAAAAAUACAGACAACAUAUAAAAAUAAAAUUAUUAUUAUUACACCAGAAAUUAACCCAUCUUUUAACAUUACUAUGAAAGAAUUGUAUUUCAAAUAAAAAAUAUUCAACCUCA